Messenger RNA from Cornus florida, 1008 nucleotides. RefSeq names its product peroxidase 5-like. Gene Ontology annotation, molecular function: heme binding; peroxidase activity. Gene Ontology annotation, cellular component: plant-type cell wall; plasmodesma. Gene Ontology annotation, biological process: hydrogen peroxide catabolic process; response to oxidative stress. The coding region runs from base 1 to 1008 and encodes 335 amino acids. The record is from RefSeq and is a predicted model, not a curated record. Lineage: Eukaryota; Viridiplantae; Streptophyta; Magnoliopsida; Cornales; Cornaceae. The transcript has 2 exons.
AUGUGUGGUGGAGUACUGAAAAUGUCAAAUCUACUCUCAUGCUUGAUUUUCUUUCUCACCAUUUCUACAACGAGCUCUGUCUCAUCGGCAUCACUCGAAGUGGGCUUCUACCAAUCAAGUUGCCCACUUGCAGAGGCAAUUGUGACAAUAGCUGUGACUAGAGCUGUGUUAUUCAAUCCUGGCAUAGCUGCAGGCCUCAUUCGAAUGCAUUUCCAUGACUGUUUUGUCAGGGGUUGUGAUGCUUCUAUCCUCCUUGAUUCAACCCCUGGCAAUCCAUCAGAGAAAGAAAAUCCAGUCAACAAUCCAAGCUUGCGAGGUUUUGAAGUGAUCGACGAGGCCAAGGCCGAGCUUGAAGCUCUAUGUCCAGAAACAGUGUCAUGCGCUGACAUCCUCACUUUUGCAGCACGAGACAGCGCAUUCGAAGCUGGGGGAAUAUUCUAUGAUGUGCCAUCAGGGCGUCGCGACGGGAGAGUGUCAAUCAGGGACGAGCCUUUCCAACACCUCCCCCCUCCUUUCUUCAAUGCCAAACAACUUGAGGAGAAUUUCGCGCGCAAAGGUCUCACUCUAGACGAAAUGGUCACCCUCUCGGGGGCACAUUCCAUUGGAGUCUCACAUUGUUCGUCUUUCUCAGACCGGCUUUACUCCUUCAACGCCACUCACUCGCAAGAUCCUUCAAUGGACUCCAAUUUUGCUCGCGGAUUGAAAAGGAAGUGUCGUCCACCGUCCAACGCAGGAGAUGGAAUCGAUCCAACUGUGCCAUUGGAUGUUAUCACACCAAAUAGUUUGGAUAAGAACUACUACAGAGAUUUGAAGAACAACCAUGGAGUGUUGACAUCGGAUCAAACACUUUUGACAAGCCCUUCGACAGCAAGGAUUGUGAGGCACCAUGCGAAACAUGGUGCAGCUUGGGCUGAUGAGUUCGCGGCUGCAAUGAUACGAAUGGGUUCCAUUGAUGUUCUCACAGGCAGCUUGGGGGAGAUCAGGAAGAAUUGUAGAGUUGUGAACUAG